Molecule: messenger RNA, 285 nt
Organism: Paraglomus occultum
Lineage: Eukaryota; Fungi; Glomeromycota; Glomeromycetes; Paraglomerales; Paraglomeraceae
Source: the annotation of a GenBank genome assembly
AUGACAGAUAAAGGAGCCAAACUAUGUCUACGAACUCAGCCAGUGCAGACAUACGGCGAUGGGAUUAUGGAAUAUGACCUAUCCGGAAGGAUAGUUUGGAACGGGUUGCUUCAAUCGAUCCUCCCAAAGAUCGAAGCCAAUUCAUCAAUAACUUAUACGUUGCCAGUCUGUUUUUUAUCACGGGGUGACUUUCAAUUCCUUUACCAUUGCGAGGAUGUUGAAACUCGCUCUGUAUACUUCGAUUCUCAGCCAUUAGUGGUUGAAGUUGUUGAUCGCCUGUCAUAA